GUAAGAAAGCAUAUGGUGAUUGGGGAAUAGACGAAGUUCUCAAGAAGUUUUUUACACCAAGACGGAUCUUCCAUAAAAUGGUAUACAGACGAUUCCCCGAAAGUCAUUUAACCGACAGGCCACUUCACUGA
This is a messenger RNA of Scutellospora calospora, 131 nucleotides long. The record is from the annotation of a GenBank genome assembly. NCBI's taxonomy places the organism in Eukaryota, Fungi, Glomeromycota, Glomeromycetes, Diversisporales, Gigasporaceae.